This is a messenger RNA of Punica granatum (pomegranate), 3378 nucleotides long. The record is from RefSeq and is a predicted model, not a curated record. Lineage: Eukaryota; Viridiplantae; Streptophyta; Magnoliopsida; Myrtales; Lythraceae.
UCAAAUUUGAAAUCAAGCCAGCCAUGGAGCCAUCAACAGACUUCAACAGAGCUUCCCUCUCCCUACUUCUUCUUCCUCCUUUCCUCUCCCUUUCAGCCAUUUCACUCCUCCUGUCCCCUUCCUCUGCCUCUGUCCAAGAGGCCACUGCCCUCCUCAGGUGGAAAUCAUCCCUCGAAAACCAAAACCGACCCGAUUCCUCCCUUGCAUCAUGGACCAAUGCCACGGCAGGCCCAUGCCACUGGCUCGGGAUCCUCUGCUAUGCCGACUUAACCGUCAGAGGGGUCAACCUCACAAAUAUGAGCGUCUCCGGCACGCUCUACCAGUUCCCUUUCGAUUCCUCGCCGAACCUGACGUACAUAGACAUGAGCAUCAACAACCUCUCCGGGUCCAUCCCCCGGGAAAUCAGGCUCCUUCCCAAGCUCAAGUACCUCGACCUAUCCUUCAACAUGCUUUCCGGUGAGAUCCCACCUGAGAUUUGCGAGCUUACAAAUCUCGAUACCCUUCACUUGGUAUUCAAUCGGCAUAAUGGCUCGAUCCCGAAAGAUAUCGGGAAUCUUUAUAAGCUGACCGAGCUUGCCUUGUACUCCAAUCAUAUAGAAGGGCCCAUCCCUACUUCCAUUGGCAACCUGAGCAAAUUAGUAAAUCUUUUCAUCUACAAUAACUCCCUCUCUGGCCCAAUCCCCCCUGAGAUGGGGAACCUGACCAAUCUGCAGAUAGUUUUCAUGGACACCAACCACUUCUCUGGCCAGAUCCCGUCCACACUCGGGAAGCUCAUGAACCUCCUUGAGCUCCACAUUUACCACAAUCAGCUCUCCGGUCCCAUCCCGCCCGAGCUCGGGAACCUGAAGCAGCUCCAGAAGUUGACCCUUUAUGAGAACCACCUCACUGGCCUGAUCCCGCCAUCUUUCGGGAAGUUGACCAAUCUCGACCUUCUUUACCUGUACGACAACCAGCUGACGGGCCCAAUCCCCGAUGAGCUGGGGAACCUCCAGCUUCUCACCGAUUUUGAGGUUAGCAAUAACAGCCUCACAGGACCUAUCCCCUCCUCUUUUCGGAACUUGACCAAACUAGAAGUCCUGUUCCUCCGCAUCAACUAUCUCUCGGGUCCGAUUCCUCCUUUCAUCGGGAGCUUACCAAACUUGGAGACGUUCCAAGCAGACACUAACCAUUUCGACGGUCCCUUGCCGCUAAACCUGUGCCAAGGCGGUAAGAUAAGGUCCCUCACCCUCAAUAACAACCUUCUAGUCGGGCAGGUUAGUUUAGUCCUGAAGAACUGCACGAGCUUGGUCAGACUCCGGCUCGAACGAAACCAAUUCCGUGAGAACAUAACCAAAUCCUUCGAGGUGUUCCCCAACCUCGAGUUUGUGGAUUUGAGUUAUAACCACUUCUAUGGUGAGCUCUCGGACAGCUGGGGAAGCUACCCAAACCUGACCGAUCUUCGCAUUGCUGGAACAAAUGUUUCCGGUCGGCUGCCGCCAGGAAUCGGAAACUCCACUAAUCUUCACUCCCUAGAUCUCUCCUCGAACAAUUUGAGCGGUGAGAUCCCAAAGGAAUUUGGGAAACUGGGGGCGAUGAUACGGAUGAACAUGAGUGACAACCGGCUCUCGGGCGGGAUCCCUUCGGAGAUUGGUGACCUAUCAAACCUUCUGAACCUUGACCUAUCGAGGAACACGUUGACAUCCAUUCCCGACAGCAUCACGAAAAUCUCGCAGCUGUACUCCUUGGAUUUGAGCCACAAUCAGCUGAGACAAGAGAUCCCGCCCGCAAUCGGGUCACUGACGCACCUCACGGACCUAGACCUCAGUGACAAUUCACUCCGAGGAGAAAUCCCUCCACAGUUAGGUAACUUGGGAAGCAUUGUGAACCUCAACCUCUCCCACAACAACCUCUCGGGCCCAAUUAAAGAGGUGCUAGGGAAACUACGCGCGCUGAUGUCCGUGGACAUAUCAUACAACAAUUUCUCAGGCCCGAUCCCAGACACGACUGCCUUUCGUAAUGCUCCCCCGGCAGCUGUGCGAGGGAAUAUUGGGCUCUGUGGCGAUAACGCUGCCCUACACCGCUGUCCUCCAUCAGGAGCAACUGGAAAAACUUCCAAGUCAAACAAUAAAGUGCUUGUAAUCGUUUUCUCGAUAGUGGGAGGAGUCCUAAUCUUAUUGAUCGUGCUCGGGAUUUUAAUCUUCUUAUGGAAGAGAAAGGAAGCUGAGCAAGUGGAGCAAGAGGAGAUGCAAGAGGAAGUGUUCUCGAUUGCGACAUUUAAUGGGAAAAUCCUGUAUGGGGAGAUCAUAAAGGCCACGGGAGGAUUUGAUUCAAUGUACUGCGUUGGAAAAGGAGGAUACGGGAGCGUGUACAGGGCGAAGCUCUCCUCUGGGCUCAUGUUAGCGGUGAAGAAGCUCUACUCGAUAUCUGACAGUGAGACAGGACAGACAUACCAGCAGGAGUUUCUGAAUGAGAUAAAAGCAUUGACGGAAAUUCGGCACCGGAACAUCGUGAGGCUAUACGGCUUUUGCUCGCAUCCUCUCCACUCCUUCCUAGUCUACGAGUACCUCGAGAGAGGAAGCCUGGCUUCAAUCCUAAGUAACAACAAGGAGGCGAAGAGCUUGGACUGGGACAAGAGGGUGAACAUCGCGAAAGGGGUGGCCCAUGCCCUGUCCUAUAUGCACCAUGACUGUGCGAUCCCAAUUCUUCACAGGGACAUAUCGAGCGGAAACAUACUGUUGGACUCGGACUAUGAGGCUCGAGUCUCAGAUUUUGGGACGGCAAAGCUUAUGAAGCUCGACACCUCCAGUUGGACCGCUGUUGCUGGCACGUAUGGGUAUAUCGCCCCAGAGCUCGCAUACACGAUGAAAGUGAAUGAAAAGUGCGACGUCUACAGCUUCGGAGUCCUGGUGAUAGAAGUGUUCAAAGGACAACAUCCAGGUGAGAGCAUUCCAUCCUUGUUAUCUCUUGAUGCGUCCCUGAAGGAUGUACUGGAUCCCCGACUGCCUUUCCCGGAACCAGCAGUCGAGCACAAGAUCAUGAGCAUUCUCCACAUCGCGAGGCAAUGCUUAAACGGGAAUCCACAAAUGAGACCGAGUAUGAUGACAAUCUCUCAAAUGUUCUCGGCGGUUGCCGCAGCCCCCCCUGUCGAGGUUACAAGUCACGAAGGUGAAAAUGGUUGCUGCCCAACUGAAUGAAGCACUGACAAGCAUCCCGAUAUGCCACUGUAGGAACAUCAAACAGAUGUACUAUUUGUGAUUGGAAAACAAAAUACUAGGAAAAUGUCCGGUCCGAUGAUUCAUUGGAUUAUGCUAUAUAGUCAUCAAAAUGUAACGAUACCAUCAUAUAUAAACAAGAAGGUGUGGAUGAGAAAGUCCAAGACAUUCUAGGAGCUCUUCAUGA